CAGCUGAUGGCUUCAUGAGGAGCGUCUUAUUUAAGAAGGUGGCGGAGCUCCAGUCGGCGCGGGAUUAUACUAAGUCGAACCUGACUCGGGAGUCAGGAACGUCGUCACGAGGGGAAAUCACGGAGUGGAAUCGGGGUUUUUGGAGUUGUCACCUUUUCACUGCUAUGGACACGUGCACUGUGUGGGAUUCAUAGAGGAAUCGCCACAGGAGUCACAGUGCUUGAAUUGUAUAUAGUUGUCGUUUCUGUCCACUCACCAUAAAUAAAUCCACUGUCCUUCACUAGAGUCUCGCGUUUGGGCCCUACUUUCUCUACAGCUCCACGGUCUGCCGUCGCAGCCCUUGACAGAAUGAUCCCGCCAAACAUGGACCCAGCGGACUCAUCGGAGAGGUUCAGGAGGGAGGUAACGGAUAAGGUAAAUAGACAAUGCAACCUUUGGCUGGAAGCGCACGAGGAAGGAUUUCGUCGCGCCGUGGAAAAGCGGCUGAAGGAGACGCUGUCUUGCUUCCCUUGGGUACUGGAUACGCUCUAUCCGAUCGUCGCGGACUUUCUAGCUAACACGCUCCACCUCCACUCUCCUAUUCAAGCUGCUCUUCAGCCCGACCAGCUGGGGGAUCCGCAGCCUGACACGCCGGCCCCGGCAUCGUCAAAGAAGCGACGCUCGCGCCGCCGGCGCUCUUCACCGCAGCCGGAUUCCCGGACUUCACAACAACCGGCUGUGGUGAGUCAUAAGGACAAUUUUUCAUUUUUCACUCCAUCUGUUUGUUUACUCAGGCACUGUGAGACCGCCAAGCCUGUAACUCAGGCAGCUGCCCAAUCAUCUACCCCACCUACAGCAGCCUCCAUUCCACUACCCACUCCAGCAGCUGUGGAUGCCGCUGGGAGUAAAAUGAACUCUAUUAGUGUGUUAAAUUCUUUCCCUGUGACGGAGAUAGAGAGCGUUGCUACAGAUUGUACCUCGCUGCCUUUACCCCUACUGACUGCUUCUCUCUCUGCUCAACCUAUUGCUGUUGCUGUGCCACCAUUCACUCCACCAUCAGCACAGUCUGCAGUUCAGCCAUUAGCUCUCCCCAUCUCACCUCAACCCACUCCAGCGGCUUCAGCCGGGCCAGCCGGCGAUGGUCCGACAGUGUUCAUCACCGCUGUGAGUAAACCGGACUCAAUUGUUUCUCUAGAUCCUGUCAUUAAGAGUCUAAUCGCAGAUGAACAGGAUGAGACAGUUUCUUCUGAACCCAAGGACCGCGCCCAGUCUGUGACUGGGAACUCGAGGCCCACAAUGGAGAAUAAGCUUGAAAAUUCUGAUUGGCCAGAAGAUGAAAAGGAACUGGCAGCUAAUUCUGGGUCAUUAAUUAGUGUAGAGAGUAUUGAAAACCAUUUCCCUUGCUCCCCAUCCGAGGAUGGAGCCUUAAUUUUUGAGGCUGUUAACCCUGAGUCAUUGGACUAUGAAAGUGUAAAUCUAAAAGAUGUUGUUGUGGCUACUGAUCAGCUAGUAACUCAGUCUGCUGCCCAGCCAGUAACUCAGUCUGCUGCCCAGCCAGUAACUCAGUCUGCUGCCCAGCCAGUAGCCGUAGCACAGCCUGCUGCCCAGCCAGUAGCCGUAGCACAGCCUGCUGCCCAGCCAGUAGCCGUAGCACAGCCAGCUGCCCAGCCAGUAGCCGUAGCACAGCCAGCUGCCCAGCCAGUAGCCGUAGCACAGCCAGCUAGCCAGCCAGUAGCCGUAGCACAGCCAGCUGCCCAGCCAGUAGCCGUAGCACAGCCAGCUGCCCAGCCAGUAGCCGUAGCACAGCCAGCUGCCCAGCCAGUAGCCGUAGCACAGCCAGCUGCCCAGCCAGUAGCCGUAGCACAGCCAGCUGCCCAGCCAGUAGCCGUAGCACAGCCAGCUGCCCAGCCAGUAGCCGUAGCACAGCCAGCUGCCCAGCCAGUAGCCGUAGCACAGCCAGCUGCCCAGCCAGUAGCCGUAGCACAGCCAGCUAGCCAGCCAGUAGCCGUAGCACAGCCAGCUGCCCAGCCAGUAGCCGUAGCACAGCCAGCUGCCCAGCCAGUAGCCGUAGCACAGCCAGCUGCCCAGCCAGUAGCCGUAGCACAGCCAGCUGCCCAGCCAGUAGCCGUAGCACAGCCAGCUGCCCAGCCAGCUGCCCAGCCAGUAGCCGUAGCACAGCCAGCUGCCCAGCCUGUAGCCGUAGCACAGCCAGCUGCCCAGCCCCUCCGAUCCCCUGCAGGAUGUUCAGAGGAGCUCAGUCUGCCAAGUGAGGACUGUUUACCUGGGCUGGAACAGGCUGACUGCCCCGCACAGCCCCAGCCGCGGCAUCACGAGCUGGCUGUGAGCCCUGUGCUGUCUCAACCAACUUCAUCUUUACCAGAGAUCUCGAUACCUGCUGGUCACGCAUCUGUCUUUGCUGAAGGGUCCGAGGGGCUGCUUCAGCUAUCAUCUGUUUCACCAUCCACAUCAACUACACUGCCGUCAUCUCCACCGCCCGCUGCUGUAUCACCAUCAUCACCGUCUGUUGUGGCAAUGUUGUCGGAAGGGCCCACGCCACCGGUUAAGGAGCUCGGCGAGUGCGAGGUGCCCGCGCCGCCAGCAGAGUUGCCCGCGCCGCCAGCAGAGUUGCCCGCGCCGCCAGCAGAGUUGCCCGCACCGAGCCGCAGCAGGAGCCCGCGCCGCCUGCUGAGGAGCUCGGCGAGCCAGAGCAGGAGCUCUGCGAGCGGGAGGAGCCCGUGCUACCUGCGGAGGGACUCAGCGUGCUGGAGGGACCCGCUCAGCCAGAGCUGAAGGCCAGUGUGCCGGAUGCAGCUCCACGUCCAGCGCGCCCUCCACGCCGUCCACGUCCAGCGCGCCCUCCACGGCGUCCACGUCCAGCGCGUCGGGGAUCACGGGCCAUUCUACACCGUUGUUCACCGGAGCUGCACCGCCGCCGCACUCGUGGCGGGCCACCAGAGCUGCAACGCUGCCGCCGGACCUGUUGCCGCCCGCCGGAGCUGCAACGCCGUCGCCACCGGGGCUGUGGCAGGCCACCAGAGCUGCCACUCUGCUGCCACCGGAUCCGUGGCCGCCCGCCGGAGCUGCAGCGCCACCGCCAUUGGGCCCAUGGCAGGCCGCCAGAGCUGCAGUGCCACCACCACUGGACGCGUGGCAGGCCACUGGAACCAUUUCGCCGCUGCUGCCGGACCCAUGGCUGCCUGCCGGUGCUGCAACACCGCCACCACUGGGCGUGUGGUUGGCCACCUGAACUUUUCCGCUAUUGGACCCAUGGCAGGCCGUCUGACGUGCUCGGUUGCUGCCACUGGACCCGAGGUAGGCCACCUGAACUGUUUUUCCACCACUGCCUGACCCACAGCGGGCUUCGCCUGUUUUGCUGUCCAUUGGGUCGGCCGCCAGAACUGUUGCUGCCACUAGGGCAGUGGUUGGACUAUUGAACUUGGUUUUUCUUUUUUGUUGUCUAGUGUUGUCGGAGAGGUUUUGGGGCCCUCCGUCCUGGACCCCCCCGCCACCCGCCCUGGGAUGGUCGUACUGUGGUUUUGUUUUGUGUUUGUUUUUCGGGUCGUUGGGAGCCGACCCUUAGAGGUGGGGUACUGUCAUGGUCUGGGUCUGAUGACCCAGAGCUCAUGUAUUUCUUGUAUAUGUUUUCCGUAUGUUAUGUUUUGGUGGUUUUCUCUCCCUUUCUUUUUGUCCUUCCUCCCUGUGUGCUCCGGGAUGUUUUGGGGUCGCUGAGGGGACUGCGACCCGGAAGUGUUCCCGCACUGGGGACUGCCGCUCAUUAGCCCUCACCAGCUGCAACUGAUGGCUUCAUGAGGAGCGUCUUAUGUAAGGUGGCGGAGCUCCAGUCGGCGUGGGAUUAUACUAAGUCGAACCUGACUCGGAGUCAGGAAUGUCGUCACGAGGGGAAAUCACGGAGUGGAAUCGGGGUUUUGGAGUUGUCACCUUUUCACUGCUAUGGACACGUGCACUGUGUGGGAUUCAUAGAGGAAUCGCCACAGGAGUCACAGUGCUUGAAUUGUAUAUAGUUGUCGUUUCUGUCCACUCACCAUAAAUAAAUCCACUGUCCUUCACUAGAGUCUCGCGUUUGGGCCCUACUUUCUCUACAACUCCACGGUCUGCCGUCGCAGCCCUUGACAAAUAGAUCUGUCAGAGGAGUAAACUAGUGGAAUAGUUUUCAUGAAGAAUUAAGAUUUUGUUGUGUAUUCUUAAUUAUUAUUUUCUCUAAAUAUGUCUUGUAAUAUCUUUUUAUAUAAAUA
Messenger RNA from Pelmatolapia mariae (spotted tilapia), 4232 nucleotides. RefSeq names its product proline-rich protein 36-like. Bases 349 to 2769 code for a protein of 806 amino acids. NCBI's taxonomy places the organism in Eukaryota, Metazoa, Chordata, Actinopteri, Cichliformes, Cichlidae. The transcript is spliced from 3 exons. The record is from RefSeq and is a predicted model, not a curated record.